AUGACACAGGUGCAACCUUCAACAAUCGAACAGCAAAAGCAAAUGUGCUACUUACUUCAUCACGGCGUGUUGAGAGCCGCGAGUCAAACAACUAAACUCCGCGUAGUUUUCAAUGGUUCACAGCAAACUUCAGCCGGAGCUUCUCUGAAUCAAUGUCUCCUGGUGGGUCCGAACCUCUUGCCGGCGUUAGCAGAUGUCAUCACUCGCUGGCGCUGUCACAGAUAUGUGAUGAUCAGUGACGUGGAAAAGAUGUAUCGCCAGAUCAAAGUUCAUCCAGAUGACCGCAAUCUGCAACGAAUACUGUGGAAAUCCAAUUCGUCAAUUGAGGAAUAUCAAGUAAAUACGGUCACUUACGGCCUUGCAUGCGCCCCAUUCCUCGCGAUUAGAACUCUCAAACAAUUAGCUAACGACGAAGAGGCACACUUUCCCGAGGGAGCUGCCGCACUACGUCGCGACGUCUACGUAGACGAUGUGCUCACAGGAGCUCAGUCUCUGGGCGAAGCAAUCAGGUUGCGAAGUCAACUGCAAGGUUUGUGCAAGGCGGGCGGGUUUCCACUGAGGAAGUGGGCGUCCAAUGCUCCGAGCCUCGUGGAUGAUCUACCGCCAGACCUGUGCGCUCAGCAAAGCCGCAGCUGGCAGUCGGGCGAGCUUCACUCAGCGCUGGGCCUUCAGUGGGAUCCAUACUCGGACUGCUUUGCCUUUGUCAUCAAUCUGCGUCCGAGAAGUACAACCCUCACGAAGCGCAACUUACUGUCAGAAACGGCGCAGUUGUUCGACCCGCUGGGCUGGCUUUCCCCAGUGAGCGUCAGUGCCAAGCUGCUUAUUCAAACUACAUGGCUGCAGCGCCUCGACCGGGAUGAUCAACUUCAAGAAGAAAAAGCGGCUCAAUGGACGCGCUUUCGCGAGGAACUGUCUUCCUUAAACUCUGUGCGCGUGCCUCGAUAG
Messenger RNA from Pseudomyrmex gracilis, 945 nucleotides. RefSeq lists its product as uncharacterized. NCBI's taxonomy places the organism in Eukaryota, Metazoa, Arthropoda, Insecta, Hymenoptera, Formicidae. The transcript has a single exon. The record is from RefSeq and is a predicted model, not a curated record. The coding region runs from base 1 to 945 and encodes 314 amino acids.